CGCGCUGGAGCGUUGUGGCGGCAGCCGGCAGGGUGUAGCGGCUGAGUGUAUGAAGAUGGAAUUUACAAUUAAACACACAUGGGAUGGUUUACCUGUGAGCCAUGAGCCAGCAACAAUUUGGCUGAAGUCAGACAAUGUGGGACUGCUAAUGGAAGUUAGUGCUCCCUUAUUUAAUGACCCUCCAGCACCACUUGGAGAGCCAGGGAAACCUUUUAGUAGACUGUGGGACUAUGAGGUUGUAGAAGCAUUUUUCCUGAAUGACAGAACUGAACAAUAUUUAGAAGUUGAACUUUGUCCCCAUGGACAGCACUUGUUGUUGCUGCUUUCUGGCAGAAGAAGAGUAUGGAAAGAAGAAGUUUCUUUAAAGUUUGAGGUGACCAGAAUGAAAACCAAAUGGGAGGGUAAAGUUCACCUUCCUUGGAACUAUUUUCCACCAUGCAUUAACAAGUUCAACGCAUUUGCAAUUCAUGGCUCAGGAGAAGAAAGGAAAUACGAAGCGCUUUAUCCGGUACCUCAACAUGAACUACAGGAAGGACAGAAACCAGAUUUUCAUCGCCUGGAAUUUUUUGAAGAUUUGAACUUGAAAGGACUAAUGGGAGAAGAUUGGAAGCAGCCUGAAUCAGAUAUUUGGAAAUCUCAAUAAUUAAAUGGAUCAUGGCAAAAAUUUUUAUAGCAUUAAGGUUGGAUGAAGCUGUAUGGAUGAAACAACUUCAUUCUGAGCAGAGUCUGUAAAUAUCGGAUUCCUAAGGCAUUUCUUGACAUCAAAAUCAUCGAUCAGUCUUAAAAUCAGCUGCAAAGUAUCUGAAUGUACAUACUAUGCAACAGCUGUCCUUCAGUUCAUCUAGGUUUGGAGUUUUUCAUAUGUAGUGAAUCUGCACCUACCAAUGAAGGGGAGAAGUGCUAAAAUUACAGCUGUGGUUUUGUGAGAGCUCCAGCCUGAGAAGGCCAAUAUCUGGCUUGGAAUCCUUCAGUUUCUUCGAGUUAGUCCAUUUCUGCUGUAUUUUCUUGUUUGUUUGUCAUUCUUUUGAAUGAGUCUUACUUGUCUAAUUUUUUUUUUAUUGCAAUCAGGAGAAAAAUACCUCUUCUGGAAACAGAAAAGAAUAUUGCCAUCAUGGCAUUUGUGGCCCAGUACUUACAUUACAAAGUGCUGUGGAGGCAUUGCACUAUCCUCUUACACCUUCCUAUACAAGUUUUUCCUUUCAUGGUAUUGAAGGGGAACUUAAUCUGUGUUAGUUUACUAUCAGACUUCUCCCCUUCAAAUUCAGUGUGGAAUUUCUAGUGAUAUUUAGGUAUGGACAGUAGAUCUACAAAAUAUUUUAUAUAUUCCAGGAAAAGUUUCUGGGACAAAUAAUGGUUAGUAAAACCUUUUGUUGUACCUACAAAAGCUCAUUUGUUCUAAGACCUUGUCACAUCACCUUAAGGAUUCAGCUCAGACACAGAAUUUUGUAUGCAUGCCAGCUGAUGUCAGAAAUACUCUAAUUUUAAAUGCUUACAUUUUCUAUGUGCAGGCAGGAAUAUUUUUAACAGUAGUGAAUACUGUUAGAUGGCAACCUCAAAUUGUAAAUUCUCAGUCCCCUACUAGAAAGAGGACUUACCUACAUCUUGUUGAAAUGUCUUCAUCACAGGCUGAAAGGUCAUGUUCUCUAGUUUUGUGAGAAGGUUUGUUUUGGGACUCUGAGAAUGCAGCUCAGUUAUACCUGAGGGAGUAUUUAUCAGAAAUUAUCCCCUGAGGAUGCAGUGUUAGGUCUCAUCCUCUUGUGUUGCAAUUUCUUCUGAACAAUUUAAAAUCCUACAGCUUUCUAGAAGGGACUGAUGUUCUUGCAGUCUGACAUCCCACUCAAAGCAGGGCUGUUGUUGAAGCUAGAUGAGAUCACUCGGGGCCUUGUUGAGUUUUGAAUAACUCCAAAAAAUGGAGCUUCAGGUGCUCCGUGUAGCCUGUUUCAGUACUUUGACAUGAAAACUUGCCUAAUAACCAUUUCCCAUGCUGCAGCAUUGGCCUGUUGCUGUUAGUCCUUUCUGUAUGGCUGAGUGACUUUUUUAAUGUUGACUCAUAAAUGGCUCUAAAAAUCUGUGUAGCUUUAGAUAUCGAGACACCUGUGAAAUUCUGCACAAGACUGCACUCUCCAAGUAAUAUUACUAAAAGGAUUCUCUGUUCUAUUAUGAGCUUGUAUACAGUAAUAGCUAUAGUCAUGUUUGUGUCAUCUCUAAAUUUACCUGUAAAUUUUGUCUGAGAAGAUGGGAAUGCACUUGCCUUUGUGAAAAACAUCUCUGUGUGAUUAAUAUCUGAGAGAGAAUAUUCCUUCAGAGUUUUUGUUUGCCUUUAGGUUCCUUAUUUGGACUUUCAGUUUUAUAGAGGUAUACUUUCAAAUUUAAGGAUGUUGGGCUUUUUUGGAUUCAGACUUUGGCAUGUCAGUGCACUCAUACA
This is a messenger RNA of Melopsittacus undulatus (budgerigar), 2425 nucleotides long. It is a transcript of the gene C7H4orf33, whose product is annotated as chromosome 7 C4orf33 homolog. Bases 50 to 643 code for a protein of 197 amino acids. NCBI's taxonomy places the organism in Eukaryota, Metazoa, Chordata, Aves, Psittaciformes, Psittaculidae. The transcript is spliced from 6 exons. The record is from RefSeq and is a predicted model, not a curated record.